Molecule: messenger RNA, 1116 nt
Organism: Fusarium tjaetaba
Lineage: Eukaryota; Fungi; Ascomycota; Sordariomycetes; Hypocreales; Nectriaceae
Product: zinc-dependent metalloprotease
Exons: 1
Coding region: 1-1116 (371 amino acids)
Molecular function (GO): metallopeptidase activity
Source: RefSeq, a predicted model, not a curated record
AUGCAUACCACUUUCUGUUUCUUUCUCGCUACCCUACUAGCAAGCCUCGCCAAAGCAGGCAGUUCUCUCUGGGAGAUCCCUGCAGCAAGUCACAACGGCUUUGAGGAUUGUUUAGUGAAAAGGGCUAUAUCUAUCAACCCUCAGCACAACUACCGUGACAACUCGCGUACCCGUCUUUGGCCAAACAAGAAAAUAACAUACGCUUUCGCCAACGAUGAAGCAAAGGAGAAGCUUGAAGCACAAUUUCGCAGGGCCAUUGAUAUCUGGCAAAUCCUCGGCGCAAACGGCUUCAAAUAUGAGGGUAUCAAACCAAGAAAGUGUAGAUCCCGCAGAAGUGAAUGCCUGCUUAUACACUACAACGACCAAGGCACAUUCAGAUCUAGCAUCGGGUUACCAGCGGUCAACGGGCGUGAAGGCGUAGAGGGCCCUACCAUGCAUCUGAGUGACGUGAUUGGGGUGGGAAACCUCGACACUGCCGUCAACACUGCUCACGAGAUUGGUCAUGUUUGGGGCCUUGGACACGAGCACCAGAUCAAAGAAUGGUGGGGCCAGAGUGGCUCUGAUGAGACAUGGAUCGAGUAUCUUAUGGGCACCAACUUCAUGACAGAGGAUUAUCAUUGCGAGAACCUAGACGACUAUGAGGCCGCAAAGGCCAAGCUUGAGAAAGCAAACGCUUCCAAAGAGGACAAGGACAAGGACACUCUCGACAGUCUUUGCAGAAUAGCCUCAGUAGCAAAGGACUAUGGCUUCAGCGCAAUGGACUGGGUCCCUCUACCAUAUCUUGGUUUCACCCACGACGAUGAGAUUGACAAAGACUCGCUGAUGAUGUAUCCAAGCGGUGCCGGGGGCAAAGGAAGAGUCAAUAUCAAUGCAGAGGACGAGAAGGAUCGCGACCAGCGUUUGCCUGUUCUCACUUAUCCCGGUGGAGAAAGAAUUCCUCUUAGAAAAAGCCCGUCAACUGGCGACAUCCAAAGACUGUUGAAAAUUUAUGGAACUGAUUUUGUCGGAGAGAGCAAGUUGCUCAAUGAUAAGGACAGCACAGCUCGGGGACUUUUCAACAAGAUUCGUGGAAAGUCUUCCAAAAGAGCUGGAGAUACUUCAGCAGGAAUUUGUUAG